Messenger RNA from Eublepharis macularius, 4204 nucleotides. It is a transcript of the gene MTTP, whose product is annotated as microsomal triglyceride transfer protein. Gene Ontology annotation, biological process: cholesterol homeostasis; lipid transport; lipoprotein metabolic process. Gene Ontology annotation, molecular function: lipid binding. The transcript is spliced from 18 exons. Bases 92 to 2776 code for a protein of 894 amino acids. Lineage: Eukaryota; Metazoa; Chordata; Lepidosauria; Squamata; Eublepharidae. Gene Ontology annotation, cellular component: Golgi apparatus; endoplasmic reticulum; basolateral plasma membrane. The record is from RefSeq and is a predicted model, not a curated record.
CUUUUCAAGCUUCACUCCGGUCUGAGCAGUUCGCUUCUCAAUAGCCUUACAGUAUUUCAUAGUAUUAGCUAAUAGCUUAGAGGACGAAAGCAUGAUUCUCCUUACCAUGCUUUUCUUGUGCAUCAUUUCCACGUACUCGGCAUCUGUGAAAGGUCACAAUACUGGACCAAGAAUUAACAAUGACAAGUUAUAUAAAUUUGCCUACUCCACUGAAGUGCUUAUUGACAGAGUUAAAGGGUCACUCCAGGAGAGUGUGGGCUUCCGAAUUUCAUCUGGAGUGGACGUCAACCUAGUAUGGAGAAAUCCCAAUAAUGAUGAUGAUCAGUUGAUCAAAAUAGCGAUAACAGAUGUAACAGUUGAAAAUGUCAAUGAGCGUCCUGCAGAGAAAAACAUUUUUAAUGGAAAAAACACAGAUAGAAUAAUUGGAAAGGAAUAUCUGGCAGCUUUAAAAAGACCUGUAGUUCUCCAAUGGAUCCAUGGAAAGAUUAAAAACUUCUACUCGUAUGAAAGUGAACCCGCUGUUGUUCAGAAUCUCAAGAAAGGUCUAGCAAGCCUGUUUCAGAUACAGAUGAAUUCUGGAGCCGUCAGUGAGACGGAUAUCUCUGGGAAAUGCAAUGUUACUUACCAGGCUCGACCAAAUCAAAUCACUAAAAUUAAAGCCUUGAACACAUGCAAACCGGAACGGACAGGAUUCACCAGCCAUUUUCAGAUUCUAGACAUCAGCAAAAAAUCUACUUCUGCUGCCAUUUAUGUGCUGGAAGACACUUUUUUAAAAAUUGUGCGGGCAGAAGAAAAUCAUGUUUUUAAGACGAAUACUGGGCGAGCAACUGACGCAAAAGUCAUUUCAAAGCAAAAACUGGAGCUGAAGUCAACAGAAGCUGGCCCAAGGAUGAUGGUUGGGAAGCAAGUUGCCAGUAUUAUCAAGGCUCUGGAUUCGAAUUAUGGAGCUGUUUCACUGGUAGCAGAACCAGUCAACAUUGAAUGCAAAAAUUGUCCCUCACUCUUCCAGCACUGGAAUACUAUUAAAAAAAAGCUGGAACCAGAAAACCUUUCCAAAGCUGAUGCCGUGAGAGGCUUUUUAUCCUUUAUUGAGAACCUGAGGGGGGCUGCGAAAGAAGAGAUCCUUCAGAUCCUUAGAAGUGAAAGUAAUGCAACAGUACUCCCCCAGUUGGUCGAUGCUGUAGUCUCUGCGCAGACCUCAGCUUCUCUGGAGGCUAUGCUGGAAUUUUUGGAUUUCAAGAAUGAGACUAGCCCUCUCCUUCUGGAGCGGUUCCUCUAUGCCUGCGGACUUGCUUCUCACCCCAACGAGUUACUGCUGAAAUCUUUAAUAAAUAUACAUCGCAGCCCCAUCGGCAACAACGAAAUCAGAGAAACCAAUCUUAUCAUCGUUGGGGCUCUCAUCAGAAAGCUGUGUGACAGAGGAAGCUGCAAGCUGCCUGCUGUUAUGGAAGCCAAGAAACUGAUUUUGGGAGGCUUGAGCAGGACUGAAAAGGAGGAGGAUGUGAAGAUUUACCUACUAGCAUUAAAGAAUGCCCUUCUGCCUGAAGCUAUCCCACUGCUUUUGAAAUAUGCUGAGUCAGGAGAAGGACCGAUCAGCAAUGUUGCCGUCUCUACCCUUCAGAGAUACGACCCUGCUUUCCUCACCAGCGAGGUGAAGAAAAUAAUGAACAGAAUUUAUCACCAGAAUCAGAAAAUACACGAAAAGACGGUACGCACUACAGCAGCGUCCAUCAUCUUUAGCAGCAAUCCUUCCUACAUGGAAGUAAAAAAUCUCCUCCUCUCCAUUGGAGAACUGCCGCCAGAAAUGAAUAAAUACAUGCUUUCACUAGUCCAGGACCUUCUGCAUUUUGAAAAGCCUGCCAGCAAAAUGAUCCGCAGAGUUCUGAAGGACAUGUUCAUUCAUAACUAUGACCGAUUCUCGAAGAUGGGUUCUUCCUCAGCCUUCUCCGGGUACCUACUGCGUGACGCAGAUGUAGCAUCCACAUAUAGUCUUGACAUUCUCUACUCUGGUUCUGGCAUCUUGAGGAGAAGUAACAUGAAUCUCUUUAUUUUCAAUAAACGUGCUCAACUUCAUGCCAGUCAGGUAGUGAUUGAGGCUCAGGGUCUGGAAUCCAUUAUAGCUGCAUCUGCAGAUGAAGGUGAAGAAGAUCUGGAGUCCUUUGCUGGCAUGUCCGCAAUCCUGUUUGAUGUUCAACUUAGGCCUGUUACCUUUUUCCAUGGAUAUGGAGAUUUAAUGUCUAAAAUGUUCUCUGUCUCUGAUGACCCUGUACAUGUGGUGAAAGGACUCAUUCUUCUGAUGGAUCACUCACAGACUAUCCAGCUGCAAUCUGGGCUGACAUGUAGUACCGAGUUCCAGGGAGGCUUGUCUAUUGACAUUUCAGGUGCCCUGGAAUUUAGUCUUUGGUACAGAGAAUCCAAAACCACUGUUAAAACCCGGGGAAGCUUUGUGGUUGUUGGCAACAUAGCUGUGGACUCUUCCUUUGUGAAGGCUGGCAUGGAAACCAGUUAUGAAAUUGAAGCAUCACUGAAUGUGGUCACUACAGUUCAAUUUUCACAGUAUCCGUUUUUAGUCUGCAUAGAGGUGGACAAAAUCGGGACUCCAUUCAGGCAAUACAUAACCAAAUAUGAAAGCCUACCUUCAGGCAAACCUUAUACUUCCCGGAAAGGAAAAGCAAGGCUGCUAUCAGGUUCUCAAUACCCCCUUCACCAAGAGAAUUCCAACACAUGCAGACAAGUUUUCAGUGACCCGACUGAAUCCUCAGAAAGCUGGUUUUAAAGGUGGUGCUGGAUCUUUAAUUUUAGCAAAACCAUGGCGGAAGUAUGUUUUUUAAUGUACUGCACUAGCUUGGGGCCUGAAUCACAAUGUUCAAGUCCUUAAGAACUUUGCCAUCAACUUCAAGAGGCCUACUAGAAUCAAGACUCGAGUGGCUAUGCUGUCUGUGUUUACGUAUUUACAAAUAUUUAAGAGGGGUUUUUUUGUAGCAAGCAAAGGAAAAAAUACAACGUGAUGCAAUUCCAAGCACUCACUGAGUGUCCCUAUGGGGUUAAAAACAAAAACGCAUCUCUUAAAAUGGGGUAUAUAUUGGAAUCCAUGGCUCUGAUAGGCAGAUUGGAAAAAUUACACAGUAACGUAAUGAUUCUCUCUAAAUAUAUUUUGGCUGCAAUCUUCAGUCACCUUACUCCAAGGAAGACCCAUUGUCGAGGGAUUAUGGCAUUAGUGGUAUCCAUUUUUUAAAAGCCAAUGAUGAAAACAUACAGAAGUAUUCUAGAACUAGCCCAAAGAAUCAUGAUGUAACCCAAGAAAGAAUAUCUUUUGUUCAACCUGGCUGAACAAGAAUUGUACCAGAGCACAACUAUAUUCCUCUACCAUUCCUCUAAAUGUACAACUACCAUUGCUCUAAAUGGAGUUUGUGUAGAUACUCCUGGUGAAAGAUAUUUUUCAUUUGUAUGCUGUCGCAAUGCUUGUUUUUAAUUAGAACUCAAAGAAAGCCUCAGAGCUAAGACAAUAUAUGAAUAGAAUGUACAUAUUAGCACACAUAUUAUGAAAAAGGUAACAUGCUGUUUUUACUGGUGCUAUAUGAAGAGUUAUUUGGAUAUAGUUUUGCAAGUUAGCUUAGUAUUCCUUUUGUUUGUUUCUGGGUUGCUGGAUCAGAAAGCAGUUUACUGCUUUUAAGCAUUUUUUUUUGUCGUCAUAAAUUAUUUAUUUGUUUUUAAAAGGUACCUUGUAUAAAAGGGUUAGAUAUACUUGACAGAAGUUUUGAGAGGUUUUAGCAUGCAUAGCACACAACAAAAUUUUGCUCCUCUUCAAGCAAACAUUAGUGGAUACCAAUAUAGUGUAUAUUAGUGCUUUUAAAUACCAUCUUAAAAUGAUGUGACAUAUGAGAUGUGCUCGCAUGUCAUAAAAUUGGGCCAGAAGAUCUGAAAAUCUUAGAGCAGCAAGUAACCAUCCCCCCUAUUACUUUACGAUGAUCUUUUUGCCAAUAGGAUAGUCCCAUUAAGUUGGCCAUUGUAUGAAAUUUGAGCGUUCACAACGCAUCCCAUUUAUGCUAGAUUGUUUUUUGCUACGUUUUAUUUUUUUAGUUCCAUCAUUACAAAAUGUGAAAUGGAAAGAGUUUCUAAUUCAUUAAUAUAUAAUGAGCAAUUGUUACAUUAUCUCCACCCCACAUAUGGUAAUGGUUUUGCAUAAAAUCUCUUGUAAAUCUGC